GUGGUGUUGAAUUUGAUGUUUAAAAUAUAUAUAAAUAUUCCUCAAUCGUUAAUUACAGUUGUCUCUCGAACUGAGUGGUCAGACGUAUUCAGACUUUCGUGCAACCAGGAGCAGAAUUUGCCUAGAGAUUUCACAGCUUACCGUUUCAAUCAAUUAGAGACGAGUACCAUUCUGAAAUUCGAGGUUUUCGUAACAAAAGGAUCGACAACCUUUUCGAAUAACCUUUCAGCCAGCAACACUUUAUACAGGCAGUUGAUCAACAAUGGUGCAGAUCGGCGUAUUCCUGUUGGUGAUUGCCGUCGUGGCAACAGGUCACCUGAUGUUCGAGAUUUCGCCGGGAAAGAAAUUGUAAACAAACUUGUCUCUCGAACUGAGUGGUCAGACGUAUUCAGACUUUCGUGCAACCAGGAGCAGGAUUUGCCUAGAGAUUUCACAGCUUACCGUUUCAAUCAAUUAGAGACGAGUACCAUUCUGAAAUUCGAGGUUUUCGUAACAAAAAGAUCGACAACCUUUUCGAAUAACCUUUCAGCCAGCAACACUUUAUACAGGCAGAGCUAGUUGAUCAACAAUGGUGCAGAUCGGCGUAUUCCUGUUGGUGAUUGCCGUCGUGGCAACCGGCGCCCAAGCUGGCAAGCUGGCCACGACCGCGACCACGACCGCGGCCGCGACCGCGACCGCGACCGCGACCGUGGCACCUUCGGCAACAACAGGCGCGGGCACUGCCAGUGCCACAGGAUCAGUAGCACCAUCUGCAAGCGUGAGUUCCUCCAUAGGAUCAUCGACACCGUCAAAUCCAGCAGCUUCCACUGUCACGUCCUUCAAGGAAUGGGCGGCUUUUUAUUGCAUGUUUGUUCUUCUUCUUCUGGUUCAUCCGUAAACUUUUUUUCUGAACGUGUUGUUUGAUCUUCUUCUUCUUCUUAGCGUUUGAUUUUAUGUUUAUGGCUAACUAUGAAGAGAUAGUAUAAGUAUUGGUAGUUGUUUAAAAAUACACAACCAGGCCUAUGUAUCUUUCGUCGGCAAUGGACCUGUAUAAAUGUAAGGAGAAUAUUCCAUAUCUUUAUACUGAUGAAUUACGUCACGCACAAGUAUAUUUGCGGUCAUGUGGUGGCAACAGGAAAUAUUUUGUUCUUUCUAUACUGAUAAUUCUGUUGCGGAUGAAAAUCAUUUUAUUUUGUCAUGUAAACAUUUUGUGCAACCUCGAGCGAGUCUUUUUCAUCUCUGGAUUUCACUACACUUGUAAAUUAAAAUUAUGAGGACAAAUUUAUGUUGCUAUGAUGAUAGUGAGGUCGCAGCCCAUGUUAUUAAUUUUGUAAAUUCGUUUCUGAUCCCUGUCAUUUAGGCCUAUUUAUUUCAAAUUUCUCUAACCAAUCCUGCUGUAACUUUGCAUAAUGUUUUUUUGUCUUUUUUAUAUUUUUGUUCGGGUCUAUUUAUUAUUCCCUAGCGACGUGUGUUAUACGGAAAUAAAGGCGAUUCGUUUCAUCCUCGAUGUACUGUACAUCGGGGUUGAAACGAAUCAGCUUAAUUUAUGUCGUGACGUCACCUGUUUUGCGCAGAUUCCAACUGGUUUACUGCGCAUGUGUGUGUUUUUCCCCGUGAAAAUUUACGUGCUUGUGACAAGGUUGUACAUUGACUUUGAUACUUUCAAUCGGCUUUUGUGUGAACUGAGUCACCAGAUUACACGAGUUGAUUUUCUCCGGAGAAAAUUAACGAGUGGAUCUGGUGAGUCUUAGACCCACUUUGUUGUGGCCUGUGUUUGUGGAUAUUUUAGAUAUAAUUUUUGACAUGUAGCUCGUUUCAUAAUCAUACUGUUCGAACGGGAAUUAUUAAUGUUGUUGAAAUGAAAAGCCUCUCCUGACAAAAUAUGUGAACGUAAUAAGACUGUCAGCCAGGGAUGUCUUUGAAAAUAAUAUUAUCAAACUAUAUCAUAAAAUAACAAUGAAUAUGACAAUAAGAUGACAAUAAAAAGAAAGUUUAAGAGAGUCAUUAACUAUAAUAACCUCUACUUCUUGGUUAGCAGCAACUUGAAUGGUUUUGCCAGUGACUGUGAAAUUACCUAAAAUUGUUUUUCAAAAGUAAACUAAUUCUUCAUGGAAAAGAUUGGUUAACAGUAUAUUUAAGGUGAUAGUUUUGGUGUAUUCAUCAGUGGGCCUGCAGUCAGGUUUGUUACGCUUGCUUCACUUGUUUCAAUGACGGAGAGAAUGAUUAAAACAAUGUUAUGUUCUCAGUUAAUUUGGACAGAUAGAUUUC
Lineus longissimus is the source of this 2247-nucleotide messenger RNA. RefSeq lists its product as uncharacterized. The transcript is spliced from 6 exons. The record is from RefSeq and is a predicted model, not a curated record. The coding region runs from base 16 to 558 and encodes 180 amino acids. Lineage: Eukaryota; Metazoa; Nemertea; Pilidiophora; Heteronemertea; Lineidae.